Molecule: messenger RNA, 2981 nt
Organism: Onychostoma macrolepis
Lineage: Eukaryota; Metazoa; Chordata; Actinopteri; Cypriniformes; Cyprinidae
Gene: ttc27
Product: tetratricopeptide repeat domain 27
Exons: 21
Coding region: 97-2667 (856 amino acids)
Molecular function (GO): protein binding
Source: RefSeq, a predicted model, not a curated record
CAAAUCUUGACGUUCCCUUAGCGGAGUUGCCUUAUUAAGUAUCCCAUAAUGCACCACGUCGCUGUCAUGGCUGCUCACUGAUGACACUUGCAGCACAUGGGGAGAAAUCAAACACAUCACAGGUUGACGAGGAUGAUGAGGAUGAUAAUGCUGCAGCUCGAGGCGGCGGUUCUGGGCGGACUGAGUCCGGACUGGAAACAGAGCGGCUUCAGCACCGCAGAUGGAGGGCCGUUGCUGCAGUUGGUGUGUGAGGGAGAUUUCGAGGCCGUGCUCUUCAGCUCUGCGGUGCAGGGGCUGCUGGGAGGUGCUCCUGAAGAAGAUGACAGUAUUGAGGCCUAUCUGGAGAGACAGGUGCUGUCUUACCUGAGCAAUGCCACUGAAGACCAGAGGAGCGACCGAGAAACUGCUCUGUUGGCAUUGGCAGUGGGGUGUCUGAACCUUUUCGCUCAGAGUAAUUGGACCGGGCCUCCAGUUGAGCUCCACGUCUCUGAUUUUCUGCCUGAAGCCUUGCUCCAGAAAUUCUCACAGCCUGCAGCCCUGAACAUGGCUGUGUUGUCCAGUCUUCAGCUGGAUGGAGAGUCUGUCUACAGUCUAGUUUCCAACCCCCUCCUGCUGCUGCUGACCAGAGUCAUAUUCGUCAACUGUGGCGCCAAACUGGAGACCCUUCAGCUGCUGCCCUGGUGGACACUGCGAUAUGUCAGUCUACAUCAGCAGAUACUAGAGGAGAGAUCCCCACAGCUCUUCAACCUCGUGCUCAGCUGCAUCGAGAAAGUGUAUAAAUGUGAGGAGCUCUUCACCAACAACACACAUAGGAACCUGGCCAUUCAGUUCCACCUGGAGUGCAGUUAUACCUGCCUGUCCUACUAUGAGUAUCGCAGGGCCAAAGAACACCUGCAAACAGCCCGCGAUCUGUCAGGAAUCGAUGUUAACAUGACAGGUGCUUUAGGAAAGAGAACUCAUUUUCAGGAGAACUUUCUGGCUCAGCUCAUCUUAGAUGUGAAACGGAAGGACAGUUCACCUGUUCCCAAUUCUGAGAGUCCCUCCCUCACACCAACGCCUAAAGAACUCUUACCAAAGGAUCAUCAGUUGAGUGAUGAUACAGUCCUGAACCAGAUUAACCUGGCAGAGCCAUCUGAACAUGAACUUCCGGACCUCAGUGCUGAGGAACAGAACCUUAUACUGGCCACAUGCAUAGACUUUCAGAAGAAUAAUCCAGUUCACAAGCUAAAUGAUGAGGAGCUCCUGGCCUUCACGACGUGUUUGCUGUCUCAGCCAAAGUUCUGGGCAGUGGAAGUGACAUCACUGUGCCUGAGGACUAAGCUGGAGAGAGGAAGCUCACGGAGAGUUGAACGUGCCAUGAUGCAGACACAGACCUUGGUGGAUUUCUUUAUUGAGAAGAACUGUCCCGUCACUGAGAGACUCAAGAUGUUCUACACCUGCCGGGCACCACCUCUUUGGGAUCUACAGAGGCAGUUGGCGAGUCUCUUGACUGAUUUGGGCCUGACGAGUUCUGCGCUGCUAAUCUACGAACGACUGGAACUCUGGGAGGAUGCAGUUGUCUGCCUGGAGAGGAUGGGACAGCACGGCAAGGCGGAGGAGAUCUUGAGGCGUGAGCUGGAGAAAAAGGAGACGCCAUCGCUUUACUGUCUGUUAGGUGACGUGCUGAAAGAUCCUCAGUAUUAUGACCGAGCAUGGGAGCUUUCCAAACACCGCAGUGCACGUGCCCAAAGGUCCAAAGCUCUGCAUCACCUGCGCCACAAAGAAUUCCAACAGUGCGUGGAAUGUUUCGAACGCUCACUGCAAAUCAAUACCAUGCAGUUGGGUGUGUGGUUCUCCCUGGGCUGUGCGUAUUUUGCACUGGAAGGCUACGAAGGGGCUGCCAAAGCUUUUCAGAGAUGCGUCGGACUGGAACCAGAUAAUUCAGAAGCAUGGAACAACCUCUCCACGGCUUACAUCAAACUGAGAAUGAAGGAGAAGGCGUUCCGCACCCUUCAGGAAGCGCUCAAGUGUAAUUAUGAGCGAUGGCAGAUCUGGGAGAAUUUCAUCGCUGUGUGUAUAGACCUGGGUGAGUUCAGUGAGGCUAUCAGAGCCUACCAUCGGCUCAUGGACCUCAAGGACAAAUUCAAGGACGUGGAGGUGUUGGAAAUCCUGGUGCGUUCGGUAGUGGACAAUCUGACAGAUCACCGUGGUGAACAGGCCUCCAAUCUUAAAGCCAAACUGCAGGAACUCUUUGGUCGAGUCUCUGCCCGCUGCAGCACAGACGCCCAAAUAUGGAAGCAGUAUGCUCGUCUCUAUGGCGAUGGCAAUAGCAACAAUGUAGAAGACAACGAAAAGGCACUGCAGUUUCUGAGUAAAGCACAUCGGUGUGAGACGCAGGCAGCUGGCUGGGAGAAAGACAUGGGCAACUUCAGAUCUGUGGUGAAAGGUGCCAGAGAUAUGGCUAAUGUCUCUAUCAGCUGUAGCAGGUCUAAGCGCAAUCCUCAAGAGGCUCUACAGUUACUGUCUUCAGCUCGACUCAGUUUGAAGAGCCUGGUCACCAAAGCCAAACAACUGUACACUGAUGUUGCCACAGGUGAACUCCAUGAUGACAUCAGAGGUGAUGUCACAGAGCUCGAGCAGCUCGUCACAGAGCUGCAGGACCUGAGUGCCCAGCUACGCAGCCAAUGAGAAGCCAUAGCACUAUCAUCUUCCUCCCUUUGAUUGGUUUAAACAGUGCAUUUUUAAAGUUAUGUUUUAAACGAAAAAACUUUCAUCUUGAAAUCCUCAGGACCUCUGUCGCUUGUUCAAUCAACAGGAAAAAACCUAAAAGAAAGACUCAGUGACUGAGUUAAAGAUGUUUGUUGUCCUGACCUGAUCCAGGGUCAGCUGUCUUUGCCCUAAUCGGGGCUCCUGUGAUCACACAAUGUGAUUUUUAAAGUCCCUGAGGCUUGCUAUGUUCAUCAGUGCCUCAUUCCAAUAAAUAAUACACAGCCUCUUUCUUA